This is a messenger RNA of Staurois parvus, 305 nucleotides long. The record is from the annotation of a GenBank genome assembly. NCBI's taxonomy places the organism in Eukaryota, Metazoa, Chordata, Amphibia, Anura, Ranidae.
AUAUACCACAUUUUUCACUCCAUAAGACACAUCUGACCAUAAGACGCACCUAGAUUUUAGAGGAGGAAAACAGGAAACAAAAGAUUCUAAACCAAUGGACUGCAGACAUGGUACAGGAGAUGACCAGAGACUGCGGACAUGGUACAGGAGAUGUCCAGAGACUGCGGACAUGGUACAGGAGAUGUCCAGGGACUGCGGACGCGGUACAGGAGAUGACCAGAGACUGCGGACGCGGUACAGGAGAUGACCAGAGACUGCGGACGCGGUACAGGAGAUGACCAGAGACUGCGGACGCGGUACAGGAG